Effrenium voratum is the source of this 966-nucleotide messenger RNA. The record is from the annotation of a GenBank genome assembly. Lineage: Eukaryota; Dinophyceae; Suessiales; Symbiodiniaceae.
AUGGUCGAGAUCCCGGCUGGUCGCUUUCUCAUGGGCGACCGGAAGGAUCGCGUGCACUUUCCACAGGACGGCGAGGGCCCCGUGCGCCCGGUGCGGAUGUCCGGCUUCCUCAUGGACCGCUUCGAGGUGAGCAACGCGAAGUUCCGCGCAUUCGCGGAGGCCACGAAGUACGUCACCGACGCGGAGCGCCUCGGGGACUCCUUCGUGGCGGAGGUGUACCUCUCGGAGGCGGUGUCCGCCAGCAUCCACCGCCACGUGAACGUCACCCCCUGGUGGCUCCCCACGCCCCAGGCCUCCUGGCGCAGCCCCGAGGGCGUCGACAGCAGCCUGGAGGAGUCCAAGUAUGGACUUCGUUGGGACCACCCGGUGGUCCACAUGUCCUGGAAUGACGCCAACGCCUACUGCCGCUGGAGAAACGCCUCCCUUCCCACGGAGGCGCAAUGGGAAUAUGCCGCCCGGGGCGGCCUGGAGCAAAAGCUGUACCCCUGGGGCGACACGAUGUACGGCAACGAAACGGAGGACAUCGAGGCCAAGUACCGGAUGAACAUUUGGCAGGGCCAGUUCCCCACCGAAAACACGGCGGAGGAUGGUUACGUCAAGACUGCGCCGGUUGAUGCCUAUGGCCCUCAAAACGACUGGGGCCUUUACAACAUGGUGGGAAACGCCUGGGAGUGGACCUCCGACUGGUGGAGCCCUGUGCAUUUCCUCACGGAGGAGACCAAGGAGACUGGGCUGGUGGACCCCAUAGGCCCUACGGAGGAGGAGCUGGAGGAACUCGUGGACAUGGGGAUCUUGAAGAAGGACGCCUCCGGCGCCUUCGAGAAGACCAAGAGGGGCGGCUCUUUCAUGUGCCACCACUCCUACUGCUACCGCUACCGCGUGAUGGCGCGAAGCCACUUAACGGUCGACAGCUCUGCGCACCACCUGUCCAUGCGCUGCGUGCGGCCGAAGGAAACCGCCGGCUGA